AUGACCACGCCCUACGGGUCGGGCGAGUAUGCCAUCGCAUUUGUAACAAGCUAUGAUGGCGCACAGGCUGAGACGACGAGUAUUCCUGCGUCCUUGUGCACCGCCUACGAACAGAUCGACCUUAACGGCUUUGAUUGCCAGAGUCUCCCUGCAUGUGGCGGUUCGAGCCUAGGCGGACUCACGUGCGAAGCGAAACCGUGCACCACGUGUAUCGACGAGGACGGGGACGGAGAGUACGAAACCCUCACCGAGGGCACUCAAUACUUCUUCACCGACUUCGCCCGACUCACCGUGAACGGCCAGAUCACAUCCACGCCUGCGAGUCUGUGCGAGCUCCUAACCAUACCGACGCCGUGGAACCUCCAGCCCACACUCGCCUGUGGCUACGACAAUGGCGACGGGGCUAGUGAAAACAACAACGCCCAAGGCGCCCAAGUCAUAACCUACACGUACACGACGAACGGAGCGACCAUUGUCGUCGCCACCACCUUGCCCUCGCACGGAGGCCCGUUCCAUCUCACGGGCAGUGGCGGGGGAGGGAGAGUGGGCGGGGAACUAGGCAGGAACGUGCUCUUUUGGAUGUGGAUUGGCGGUGCGCUUAUCGCGGGUGUGGGCAUGAUUGUUCUUUGA
Cladophialophora psammophila CBS 110553 is the source of this 630-nucleotide messenger RNA. RefSeq lists its product as uncharacterized. The transcript has a single exon. The record is from RefSeq and is a predicted model, not a curated record. NCBI's taxonomy places the organism in Eukaryota, Fungi, Ascomycota, Eurotiomycetes, Chaetothyriales, Herpotrichiellaceae. Bases 1 to 630 code for a protein of 209 amino acids.